Olea europaea var. sylvestris is the source of this 1234-nucleotide messenger RNA. RefSeq lists its product as uncharacterized. NCBI's taxonomy places the organism in Eukaryota, Viridiplantae, Streptophyta, Magnoliopsida, Lamiales, Oleaceae. The transcript is spliced from 2 exons. The annotation marks the transcript as partial. The record is from RefSeq and is a predicted model, not a curated record.
UGUUUAUUUCCUGAAUUUAGUGGAACUGGAGCUUUGGCCAUCUUUCUGCACAAAUCUUUUCAACUUGACAUUACAACAUCAGACUAUGAUGAUGCGGAAAUUGAGGAGAACAUAGCUCAUAAUUGCCAAAUAAAUGGAGUUACUCCUGUCCUUCCUCACAUAAAACAUACCUGGGGAGAUGCCUUUCCCAUAUCUGAUCCAUGUUGGGACCUGAUUAUUGCAAGUGAUAUUUUGUUGUGUAAGUACACAUUUCAGAUCGGCAUUUCCACAUUGGAUAAAUAUUCCUCACUGAAUAUAGAUAUGCUUUCCAGUUGUAUAGCGACGUACUUUUAAUGUCAAUCAGGUACCUUGUUUGUUACCCCAACCCAAUUGGGUACCAUAUAGGAUUAGAUUUUAGGGUGGGCUAAAAUUUUGAUUUGGCUUGGAACUCUUGGGCUAGUUUUAUGAAAUAAAACUAAAAAUUUUGGACCAAUUUUAUAAAGUAGAGAAAUUUCUAUUUUUUCCCAUGUUUCACACUGGGCUACAGUCCGGUGUGAGAUAUACAUUAUUCAUAUUAGUUUAUAGCAAGGAUUAAACUAGUGCUUCUUUACCAAACAAACAAACAACAAACUAUGUUUUAUCCUCAAAAAAUUUGGGGUCAGCUACGGGAACCUUAUUUCGCCGUCUGCAUCAUUGCUUCUUGUACUGGAAGAACCAAACCAACUAUAUUCUUAGCAACCAAAACAAGCCAUAUGUUAUUUUGCCCCAUCUUAUCGAGUUCUAACUUGUUCUAGUGAGAUCACGUUGUAUGACUUUUUAGGCCUACGCAUACUGUGUCCCAAUUAUCUAAGUUACCAUUCCGUUAAUUUAUCGUCAAUUGGCGCCAUUUUACUUGUUGAUGUAUAGUUUCAGUUCUUAUGUCAUCUGUUCUCAUAUGACCUGGUUCCCAUCUUAUCAUCCUCAUUUUUCCUACGUUUCAUCUUAUGAAUAUCUUCCUAACAGCUCCACAUUUUGUUACCAUAAAGCACAAGAAGUUUAAUCAUUGUUUUCUAGAGCUAACUUUUUAACCUUACAGAAGAUCUCAUACUCAUUAAGCCGUCUUUGGUUUCUCAUAAAAAAACAUGGAAACCAUUCCUCAACAUUGGCCAGGAACUUGAUAGAUCCAAAACAGAACAGGAGUUGUAUUAUGAGAAUUCAACCACCAAACAGUGAUUACAAGAGAAAUGAAUCUACUAUUAGGGAAGCAGAUUCUUUA